GGACCACAUCCGUCUUGUUCACUUCAACCAGUGCAUCUUCAUUGAACGAUGGCACCAAAGCACCGUGCACCUCUUUCACGCGCACACUCUAGGACAGGGUCGUCUACAAAGCUUGCGGCAGGCAAUCUUCAGUUCACGACCCAGAAGAAGGUCCAACCCCGUGCGCCUCCGAAACAAGUUCACCAGCCGCAAACGAAUGGUCAUGCUCAACAGACUUCUCAAUUAAAGAACAAGACUCGGGGUUCCAAUUUCCGCAUCUCCAGCCCCAGUGUCGAUGAUGAUGCCUCUGGAGAAGAUUGGGUCUCCAGUGAAAGCGGGGCUGCAACACCAAACAGGUACGACGAUGAAGACAGUGAAAGUGAAGAAGAAGUCCAUACACGAUGGAGAGGGCAGACGUCACACCAAGUACCUACCCCAAAGAUGGGCAAACCUCAGGAGUUGCCGCGAGUGGCCACGGCACGUGCUGGGGAUUUCGACGCUGCAGGACCGACUCUUGCCAAGCCAGCAACGACUGCCGCGGUCGAAGAUAAGGCGUUGAGCUCUCCCCCUACUCCGGACAGUGCAAGAACGCCCACGACAGCGCCUCCGUCUCCUUCAUCACGGCGAUAUUCGCAACCAUCAGUUUCUAAGCCGCACUCCAGACCACUUUCAACGCACUCUAUGUACAAAACCGAAUUGCGGCCGCAUCCUCUUAUCCGUGGGCAGUCAUUUGGUCAACCUGGAAAUGCCGCCAAACCGUCGCCAUUGCAGCCUAUCGCUGUGACACUGGAUGUCAACGACAUCCAUGUAACCGCUUCCCCCACAGUGAGCGAGGGGAUGCCUCCUUCCUUCUCGCCACCAGCGUCGCCUCAUCUAGAGAAGGGACGUCGUUCCUCAAUCUCCUCCACACGUUCGGCGAUGACCGUGAAUUCGCACGGUGUAGGACACCGGGCACAGGACAACCCGUCGCGUAAUCGAACCUUUUCGACGCUGUCCUCGGCUUCGCUCUCAUCGCUCCCGUUCGGACAUUUUCAUCAGCCGUCUGCCACUUUCUCGCUCACCCAUCUCCCAACGCAUUCACGGCCUCCUCCCCAUGUAGUCAUGUUCCCUUCGUCGGAUCCAAAAAUGCCUUUGGAGAAGAUCCAUCCCUUGUUGCCACCACCCUAUGUCGCCAAUCAUCUGGCAAUCUGUUCUCAGCGUGUGCCAGUUGCAGACGCUUUUGCUCGAACGGUAAAAGCGAGAUUAGAAUUGGUAGCCUCUAAAUAGGCGCAUGUAGUCAUUUGCGCGUGUAUAUUACUCGUAACAGUAUUGAAAGGACUUUUUCACUCAUGGAAGCGCAUCAGACUUGAUCAAGCCCGGAUCAAACCCAUCCCUCCUCUCCCUCUCUUCACUGCGCCGACGUUCUCCAUCCUUCGUUCAAAAUGGAGCGUGUUCAUUUUCAGCAAGAGCAGAUGAUCCCCGAGUUGAAAGACUUGGUGGAGAAAGGUCUUUUUACAAAAGAAGAGACGAGGUCGAUUCUGAAAAAACGGACACAAUUCGAGAGUGCUUUGGUCCGUCGCGUGGCCAAGAAGUCGGAUUUUCUGCGGUACUUGGAGUAUGAGAUGGGACUAGAGGCGUUGAGGAGGCGGAGGUUGCAAAGGCUCAAAGUGCAACCAAAAUCGAGUAUCUCCGACUACGCGCUGGUCCGGCGUCAGUUUCAUGUCUUCGAGCGCGCGCUGAAGCGAUUCAAAUCUGACAUUGGCCUUUGGGUGCAAUACAUUCAGCUUGCGCAGCGAGAAGGCGCUCAUACCCUUGCCUCGCGUGUCACGGCGCGAGCAAUUCAACUACAUCCGACAGUCGGCUCACUAUAUGUGCUCGCGGCAGAAUUAGAGAUGGAAAGAGGAUCACCCAGUGCAGCACGCAGUAUGCUGCAACGAGGCACGCGAGUGUGCCGCGGAAAAGACGGGGUUGAGGUAUGGAUCGGAUGGGUGCGCAUGGAGAUGCGUUUUGUCGAGGCGUUGAGGCGGCGAUGGAACGUGCUUGGUCUAGAGGACGGGGGACAGGGGACUGCUGCGGAGAUGCCAAUGGAAGAGAGGGAGCACGUGGGUCCCGAAACGGAGCAUGCGGCAGAAGCAGUCGGUGCAGAAUUGGCCCAUGAUUCUUCUAGACAGGCGCGCGCGGCUAUCCUGAACGGGGAGAUCGUGCGCGGUGUCAUUGACAGUGCCGUAGAAGCUGUGACCACGACGGAGAUGUUUGAGAUGUUGAUCGAAGCGACGCGUGAGACGAACGAUGCCAGCAGCCCGAUUGCCGGCCGAUUGUUGGAGCAGGUGUACGAGCUGCUGCGGACCAAAAGACCAUGCGAUCCAACGACGCUCCGCUUGCUUGGCGACCGGUUUUUGCAAAUCCUUGAUACGCUGGAGGGUGAGGAUCUCGUCGACCAGCUGCAGAAGACGAACGAGUCUUUGCUGGAGUUGUGUGGGCAAUCAUCCUUCCCAAAGCGCUCAGAAGCUCCCACAGAAAAAUUGCUGGACCAGUAUGGGCACUUCGCAGACACCGUUUGGGCCCGUCUGAUUGAUGAUUCACUAAAAAUGUACAUGAGCGCCAGUGUGCUCAGACUGCUCAAGCAGCACCCAGAGUCACCUAGUUUAGCGAGUACAUACGCCAAGAUGCAGUAAUUAAAAAAAUGUAUCUAUCUUCAGCCAGC
Molecule: messenger RNA, 2662 nt
Organism: Mycena citricolor
Lineage: Eukaryota; Fungi; Basidiomycota; Agaricomycetes; Agaricales; Mycenaceae
Source: the annotation of a GenBank genome assembly